AUGGUCGCAAAUGAUGGCUCGAUUUGGAGGAGACCGACACGACAUUUGACUACAAGGUCGUUCAGUGGCCAUGAUGACCAUGAUGGGCAUGACGGGGAUCAUCGCGGGGAUCAUGGCGGUGAUGGUGAUGGUGACGGUGACGGUGACGGUGAUGGUGAUGGUGACGGUGAUGGUGAUGGUGAUGAUGAUACUGAUAAAUAA
Molecule: messenger RNA, 201 nt
Organism: Penicillium paradoxum
Lineage: Eukaryota; Fungi; Ascomycota; Eurotiomycetes; Eurotiales; Aspergillaceae
Exons: 2
Coding region: 1-201 (66 amino acids)
Source: RefSeq, a predicted model, not a curated record